This is a messenger RNA of Penicillium daleae, 1668 nucleotides long. RefSeq names its product 3-oxoacid CoA-transferase. The transcript is spliced from 9 exons. The record is from RefSeq and is a predicted model, not a curated record. Lineage: Eukaryota; Fungi; Ascomycota; Eurotiomycetes; Eurotiales; Aspergillaceae. Gene Ontology annotation, molecular function: succinyl-CoA:3-oxo-acid CoA-transferase activity. The coding region runs from base 1 to 1668 and encodes 555 amino acids. Gene Ontology annotation, biological process: ketone body catabolic process.
AUGGCAUCCUUGCGAGUAUAUUCAUCUGCGCUAUCGCGCAAAGCGCUCACAUCCUCCCGACCACGGCUGUACCUCGGUGCUCGAUGCGCGAUCGCUAGUACGCGGCCUCUAGCGCCGCGGACCGCUCCGCCGAAUAUGGUUAUGCACGUACAGAGCCGGUCCUCAUCGACGACGCAGGCAAGUUCUCUCGCGCCGAAGGUUGAGCGCGGCGGGUCGAAGCUGUUUAAAGAUGCGGAUGCAGCGGUGGCCGAUAUUAAGAGCGGAUCGACGAUUUUGAGCUCGGGAUUUGGGCUUUGUGGUGUUGCGGAAACACUGAUUAAUGCAAUGCACCGCCGUGGCCCGAGUCAAUUGCACUCGCUGACUGCUGUUUCGAAUAACGCUGGUGCAGCGGGCAAGGGCGGGUUAUCGACGUUGUCACAAGCUGGCCAGAUUGAUCGCUUGAUCCUGUCAUAUUUGGGAAAUAACAAGGCACUGGAGAAGAAGUAUUUGUCUGGCAAGAUUGCAAUUGAGUUGUGUCCACAGGGUACGCUUGCAGAGAGACUGCGAGCUGGAGGUGCUGGGAUUCCGGCAUUUUUUACGCCGACUGGUGUUCACACUUAUAUCCAGGAGGGAAAGAUUCCCGUGAGGAUGGAUGAGUCGGGCAAGGUCCUCGAGUCAGGCAAGCCGCGCGAGACACGCGAGUUCAAUGGCAAGACGUAUCUUAUGGAGACGGCCUUGACGGGCGACGUUGCUAUCCUGCGGGCGUGGAAGGUGGACGAAGCUGGUAACUGCGUGUUCCGAUACACCACCAAAGCAUUCGCCCCGAUUAUGGCCAAAGCCGCGACCCUGACUAUCGUCGAGGCCGAGAACAUCGUCCCCAUCGGCUCAAUUGAUCCCAAUGACGUCGAUCUACCAGGUAUCUUCGUGGAUCGAAUUGUGCCAGCCACCGACGAGAAGCACAUUGAGUUAAGGAAACUGCGAGAACCUGAGACCGGCGCCACAAACGGAUCUGCGAAAGAUGCGGCGCAGAUUGAGAGGGAGCGUAUUGGUCGUCGAGCGGCAAAGGAGCUAAAGCCAGGAUACUAUGUGAACCUGGGCGUUGGUAUUCCGACUCUUGCGCCGUCAUUCCUGCCGGAGGAUGUCAAGGUGUGGAUUCAAUCAGAGAAUGGUAUUUUGGGCAUGGGCGCGUAUCCCACCGAGGACGAGGUUGAUCCAGACAUCAUCAACGCCGGCAAGGAGACCGUGACACUAGUCCCUGGCGCCGCAACCUUUGAUAGCACCGAAUCCUUCGGCAUGAUCCGAGGCGGGCACGUCGACGUAUCAAUUCUAGGAGCCUUGCAAGUCAGCGCCAACGGCGACCUCGCCAACUACAUGAUCCCCGGCAAAGUCUUCAAGGGUAUGGGCGGCGCCAUGGAUCUAAUCUCAAACCCAGACCAAACGAAGAUCGUCGUAGCCACAAGCCAUGUCGCCAAGGAUGGAUCGCCCAAGAUUGUGCAAAAGUGCAGUCUGCCAUUGACGGGUGCAAAUGUGGUUAGCACGAUUAUCACGGACUUGUGUGUGUUCCAGGUUAACAGGAAGACGGGCGAGCUUACGCUGACGGAGCUGGCUCCUGGCGUGGAGGUGGAGGAGGUGCGCAGUAAGACUGAUGCUAAGUUUACUGUUGCGGAGAAUUUGGAGACUAUGGAGUAG